GCGAUCCACUGGUCCAGGUGGAGGCUGUAUGGAGAGGAAGGGAAGAUGAGGGGAGAACUGGACUCAGCCUCUCCAGAAGAAAGAAAAGGCCCUGUUGCCACGGAGGCUGGGAGCAGAAGGGAACUGUGGGAAGGAACCUUGCAGAAGAGCCUGGGAGAGGAGUUUCCCCCUCCAGAUGCGCAGCGCCAGCAAUUCCAGCAAUUCUGUUAUCAGGAGGCCGAAGGGCCCCGAAAGGUCUGCAGCCAACUCCACCGCCUUUGCCUCCAGUGGCUGAAGCCAGAAAGGCACAGCAAGAAGGAGAUCCUGGACCUGGUGAUCCUGGAGCAGUUCCUGGCCAUCCUGCCCCCAGAAAUGGAGAGCUGGGUCAGGGAAUGUGGGCCAGAGACCAGUUCCCAGGCGGUGGCCCUGGCAGAAGGGUUCCUCCUGAGCCAUGCAGGUGACAAGAAUCGAGGCCAGGAGUUUUCCUUUGUGGGAUCUCCACUUCCCUUUCAGGUUCAGGAAAGGAUCAACUUUUGCCACGGAGCAACAUUUCCAGAUGAGGCCGUGAACCCAACAAUAUAUUCUUUGCCAUAUGUUUGCAGCAGAGAAACAUCAACUUCUCUAUGGCCAGAGCAGGGUCCGGUGACCUUUGAGGAGGUGUCUGUUCAUUUCACUGAGGAUGAGUGGGCUCUACUGGAUCCGGAAAAAAGAAGCCUUCACAAGGAAGUCAUGGAGGAGAAUUUUCAGAAUGUGGCCUUUCUGGAGGCUCAUGGUCCCCAGAGAAAGCCUGAGGGAGAACCACAAGAACUCCCAUUGGAAGGAGAACCGCAGAGGAGAAGUAAUAGGACAAAAUGGAAGAGGGGAAAUAAAUCAUCCUAUCACCGAAUCCAUACCAGGGAGAAACCAUAUAAAUGUGUACAGUGUGGGAAGAGUUUUGUUCAGAGUGGAGAGCUUACUGCCCAUUGUCAAAUCCACACAGAGGAGAAACCAUAUAAAUGCAUGGAGUGUGGAAAGAGCUUUGCUCAGAAUUCAAAUCUUACUGUCCAUCAACGAAUCCACACAGGGGAGAAACCAUAUAAAUGCAUGGAGUGUGGAAAGACCUUUGCUGGGAGUUCACAGCUUACUGUCCAUCGACGAAUCCACACAGGAGAGAAACCAUACAAAUGUGUGGACUGUGGGAAAAGCUUUGCUCGGAGUUCAGAGCUUACUGUCCAUCAACGAAUCCACAUAGGGGAGAAACCAUAUAAAUGCAUGAAGUGUGGGAAGAGCUUUGCUCAAAAUGCACAUCUUGCUGUCCAUCAACGAAUCCACACAGGGGAGAGACGAUAUAAAUGCAUGGAGUGUGGAAAGUCUUUUACUUGGAGUACCCAGCUUACUGUCCAUCGACGAAUCCACACAGGAGAGAAACCAUACAAAUGUGUGGACUGUGGGAAGAGCUUUGCUCGGAGUUCAGAGCUUACUGUCCAUCAACGAAUCCACACAGGGGAGAAGCCAUAUACAUGCAUGGAGUGUGGGAAGAGCUUUGCUCGGUAUACAAAUCUUAUUGACCAUCGACGAAUCCACACAGGGGAGAAACUGUAUAAAUGUGUGGAGUGUGGGAAGAGCUUUGCUCGGAGACAACAGCUUACUGUCCAUCAACGAAUCGACACAGAGGAAAAACCAUAUAAAUGUGUGGAGAGUAGAAAGAGCUUUGCACAGAAUGGAAUUGUUACUGACCAUCAACGAAUCCACAAUGGGGAAAAACCAUAUAAAUGCAUGGAGUGUGGAAAGACCUUUGCUAGGAGAUCACAGCUUACUGUCCAUCAACAGAUCCACACAGGAGAGAAACCAUAUAUAUGUGUGGACUGUGGGAAGAUCUUUUCUCGGAGUUCACAGCUUACUGUCCAUCAACGAAUCCACAUAGGGGAGAAACCAUAUAAAUGCAUGGAGUGUGGAAAGACCUUUACUUGGAGUACCCAUCUUACUGUCCAUCGACGAAUCCACACAGGAGAGAAACCAUACAAAUGUGUGGACUGUGGGAAGAGCUUUGUUCGGAGUUCAGAGCUCACUGUCCAUCAACGAAUGCACACAGGGGAGAAACCAUAUAAAUGCAUGGAGUGUGGAAAGACCUUUGCUACGAGUUCACAGCUUACUGUCCAUCAACGAAUCCAUACAGGGGAGAAACCAUAUAAAUGCAUGGAGUGUGGAAAGACCUUUACUUGGAGUACCCAGCUUACUGUCCAUCGACGAAUCCACACAGGAGAGAAACCAUACAAAUGUGUGGACUGUGGGAAGAGCUUUGUUCGAAGUUCAGAGCUCACUGUCCAUCAACGAAUGCACACAGGGGAGAAGCCAUAUACAUGCAUGGAAUGUGGGAAGAGCUUUGCUCGGAAGCCACAUCUUAUUGUCCAUCAACGAAUGCACACAGGGGAGAAGCCAUAUAAAUGUGUGGAGUGUGGGAAGAGCUUUGCUCGGUAUACAAAUCUUAUUGACCAUCGACGAAUCCACACAGGAGAGAAACCGUAUAAAUGUGUGGAGUGUGGGAAGAGUUUUCCUCGGAGGCAACACUUUACUGACCAUCUACGAAUCCACACAGGGGAGAAACCAUAUCACUGUGUGGAUUGUGGGAAGAGCUUUGCUCGGAGGUCCCACCUUACUUCCCAUCAACGAAUCCACACACAGGGGAAGCCAUAUAAAUGUGUGUAAUGUGAAAAGUAGUUUUCUUAGAGAUCAGGACUUAUUGUUUAUCAGUGAAUCCACUCAGCAGAGAAACCAUAUAAAUGAUUAGAAUCUGGAAGAAACUUGUGCUUAAACAAUCAUCUUUUCGAACUUCUUGGGAAAUGAUGAUCUGAACUGGAUCAGUUCUAAAACACUCCAUGCUUACUUUGCUGUAGACGUAUUUAUGCCAGGUUAGAGGGAAUGUAUUUCUCUAUCUAUACACCUCUCCCUAUAAGGGAGACCUAACUGAUAGGUAAUUCCAUGGAAUGGUUGCCUGAUUUAUUCAGAUCCUACCUGGGUUCUGAUAACAUAAAGUCAGCAGAGAAAAAGGGUCCUUUGCCAAUAAAGUUUGACCACCCCAUUUCUACCCAUAUUUUCCUUUUUUCUUUUUGCUCUUUUUCUUACAUCUGCAUUCUUUUGGGCUUAUUUCUAAAGAUUUGCCUUGGAAGUAUAACUUACCUUGGGAUGCUGGUAAAUCCCCAGCAGUGUCUGACUUCACUGGAAAGAGUUUCUGAAAUUUAUGGACUUACAAAGUACCAAGAACUGAUUCAUGAGAGAUUUAUAACAAUGCAGAUAUAAACUAUAGAAUUAUGCAUACCUUAAGUUAAUUAUUUCUUUCAAGAAAGCUCUAACUUUAAACACAGGUGAAGCAACAGAAGCAUUGAAUUAUUUGUAUUCUGGACACAUCCUAUCUCACUGCAAAUAUCUGUGGAUUAUUUUCUCUCUGGACCAACAAUUGCAGGUUAUUUUCAUUGUGGACUAACAACUGGUUGUUCUUCCCCUCCUUAUUAUAAUUCUUUUUCUUUUCUUUUUUCCUCCCGUGCCGAUAAUGAUUGCCUUUUAAAGGGAAUGGAGCUUCAGCUCUGUUGUGAUGCCGCAAAAGAACAACUUGGCAGAUUCGACAAAUGGAUGGCUGAACAGGAGGAUACAAAAGAAAUAAAUUACUUUUUUAUUUUAAAUAUUAUCAAUUAGAGCACCAUCUCUGACAAUUUCUAGUAUACAAAUAUAACAAAAAUACCUUGGACUUUGUUCUUUUUUUCUUUUUCUCCAGGCAACAGGAAGCACAAAGGAAUCAGCAUACUGGAAGAUAGAAAUAUCACUGCUGGGCAAGUCUCCCAUUUGCUACUUUUUACUAUUUGGCUUUCCCCCCCUCUCUCUCUACAUUCCUUUUUCCUAAUUCCAUUUCUCCUUAUUAUCUCUCCUCCUGUUUUGUUUAUUAAAUUUUCUUAUCAAAUUUAAAUGUCAGUACAAGAUACAAAAAGUUUUGCUGGUGAUAUAAUGAUGAUUAUGAUAUGAUGCCUAGGACAUCUGCCACACUUUUUGUUUUCUGCUUUUCUUUCUACUUUUAUUCAUAAAGACUUAUUUAUAAAGACAUACAAAGACUUAAGACAACAUCUCUAUCUUAUUCAUAAUAGUUUGUUUAUUCUAACUAUAAAAAGUGAUAGUUCUAAAUUCUUUAUCUGCAUAGAUAAAGUAUAUAGAAGUAGUAUAUGGAAAAUUUGUAUAAUAUUUUUAUAAACAGUAGAAGCUACUCAUCUUAUCUCCAAAGGAGAUAAUACGAGUAGCUGCUAGGGAAAUAAUACAAUGGUUCUCUUUUUCUCUGUGAAACUAUUCUACCUUCCUGAUUAUAAAUCUCUGGUCUAACAACAACACCUUCUGGAUGCAUGAGAAAUAGCACUUUAUAAUCCUGAUUUAUGAAAAUGGACCUUUAGGCACCAAAAUAAUUUGACUUUACCGGAGUUAAGAGAGAAGAAAUUAAUUUUGUGGGAUUAAAGAAAGAAAAGAGGAAGAUGUUUAGCAAAGAAUGGCAUUUGUCAGGUGCUUAUAGACAUAUGCCCAAAGAAUGAAAAUAAAAUUCACAAGGUUUAUACCGGAUUUGGAACCCAAAAUAAAUGAGCAAGAGAAGUCAUAAUUCAUGUGGUGAUAAAAAUGGAGGUUUUUUUUAAAAUUAUCCUUUGAAAGAAUAGGAAGAGUGGGAAGAAAUAAAGGAAUAUCCUAGACCAAAAGGGGAACAGGAACAAGAAUAGAACUGUUAUGUGGACUUGAGCAAAGAACUUUAGCAUAAAUAAACAAGUGGAUGAACAGAAAAUUUGGCCCCAAAUUUAUUUGGUGUUAAAUCUUUAAGGAGAAUUCCCUAUAAAAUUAUUGAUGGUAGAUGUUUUUAGAUAAAAUGGUACAAAUGGCUGAAGGUAUAUUAGUUAAAGAUUGGAAAUGGGAAUAAUAAGAACGAUUAUUUUAUUAUUUUGGGUGGAGUGGAAACAAAAUAAAAACAUUCUGGCUAUCAUUAUGUAUGUCAAUGAGAAUUUUAAAGAUUAAUUUAUAGUCUAGACUGGACUUUUAUAUUUUGGGAAAUAUGAAUAAAAAUGGGGAAAGAUUAUGGUUUUUAAAUGUUAUAUGUGGUAUUAAAAAUGGAAGUGUAAGGCUCUGCAUCAGUGGAAGUUUAGAUUGGAUUGAAAAUAUGAGGGUUUUAGUUGAGACCAGAGGUCAUUUCGUAGAAAAAGAGCUGGAGGAACUCAUUAGCAUAACUCAUUAGCAUAUGCCACGCCCCUUGCCAGCACCGGAAGUGUGUAAUUAGCAUAACUGAUUUACAUAUGCCACACCCCCUGACAUCAACUAUCCUGGCUGUUUUGGACCCAAUCCUGGCCUUUCAGGGCCGAAAUUGGGCCCAAAAUGGCAAAAAAGGGGCUGAAAAUGGCCAAAAAGGGGCCCAAAAUGGUCAAGAUCGGGCUGCUGCUGAGUGGGAAAGUGAUCCACCACCCAUCAGUGGCCCGGUCUGGGCCAUUUCGGCCCCAUUCCAGGCUGAAACGGGCCCAAAAUGGUUGAGUCAGGUGGGCGGGGCCACCUGACAUGUGACCUCUUGGGGGAACUGCCAGAACUCCGUUCCUGAGCAUUCCCCCUCGAAAUGAGCCCUGGUUGAGACAGCCAAACUUACAUUUGUAAAGCGGGAUAAAACCAUUGUUUACAUACAUGGCAAAGUGGAAACCCUUUAUGACUCUCUGCGAAUGAAGAAGAAAAAUGAACUAAUUAUUGGUGCAAUUAAGAAUAAGGAGUUGGGAUGUUAAGAA
Messenger RNA from Eublepharis macularius, 5741 nucleotides. RefSeq names its product zinc finger protein 420-like. Bases 46 to 2664 code for a protein of 872 amino acids. Gene Ontology annotation, biological process: regulation of DNA-templated transcription. The transcript is spliced from 5 exons. The record is from RefSeq and is a predicted model, not a curated record. Lineage: Eukaryota; Metazoa; Chordata; Lepidosauria; Squamata; Eublepharidae.